This is a messenger RNA of Tripterygium wilfordii, 681 nucleotides long. RefSeq lists its product as uncharacterized. NCBI's taxonomy places the organism in Eukaryota, Viridiplantae, Streptophyta, Magnoliopsida, Celastrales, Celastraceae. The coding region runs from base 149 to 634 and encodes 161 amino acids. Gene Ontology annotation, cellular component: membrane. The record is from RefSeq and is a predicted model, not a curated record. The transcript is spliced from 6 exons. Gene Ontology annotation, biological process: protein targeting.
AAAUCGGCGACCUCACUCCACCUGGAUGCUCACUCUGAUGCUACGAUGCUGUCUAACCUUUUCUCUCUAACACUCUCCUUAUCUCCGUAGAGUAGCUGCUAUCUGGGUUUGACGAGAUAUUACCAGUCAGCAAGUUGGUGUUGCUUCAAUGAUGGUGUUGAUCUCUGGGUUGUCUAUAAAUUGUUCAGGCUUGGCAAACCCUUGUCCUACUAAACUCCCGUUCAGGAUUCAGAGCUAUAAUGGAAUCAGAUUUAAUGAUUACAAUACUGUUCAGCUAAGGCCUGGAAUGAUUUCUAGACAAAAAAUUCCAUAUAUUUUCGCAAACUAUUCUGGCAACAAGCAUGCUUUAUCUGUGGGAAGAAAUUCUCAACAAUUGAGCUUUGAGGAUGGCGUACCUGAGGAAACCUUUUUGAUUAGUCUUGUCAAGCAAGCGAUCUGGGCUCUGAGGUCUUUAUUUGUAUUUCUGGUUGAGCAACCUAGUCAAUUGAAGUACAUAGAGUGGCCAAGCUUCCAAAGCACGCUGAAGACUGCUACCCUAACUCUUGUUCUUGUAGCACUACUCAUUGUUGCAUUAUCAUCGGUGGACUCCGUCCUCUGCUAUUUCUUGGCUUUGGUUUUGAGGAGAACCCCAUAAUGGUUCCCUUAGGCUGGGCAUAUCAUUCUUGAACCACCCCUUUCAAA